This is a messenger RNA of Cicer arietinum (chickpea), 3954 nucleotides long. Its product is annotated as homeobox-DDT domain protein RLT3. NCBI's taxonomy places the organism in Eukaryota, Viridiplantae, Streptophyta, Magnoliopsida, Fabales, Fabaceae. The record is from RefSeq and is a predicted model, not a curated record. Gene Ontology annotation, biological process: regulation of transcription by RNA polymerase II.
AGGGGGUGUUAAUAGCAACUCCAAUCCGAAAUAAACAAAAGAGAAUUGUUUAGCGGCUGAGGGUAUGGGGUUAUUUCUCCUUUUUCCGUAAAACCCAAAACCCUACUUCUCAUUACUCUGAAAUUAUAUUAUCCUCCUCUUCUUCUCCUUUCUUCUUCUUCAACUCACUUCAUUACACUCUCAUAUCUCAUUUUCCCAACUGAUUCUGUCCAAUAACUUGCAAUCAUGAUGAAAGGCAAAUAACACUGAACGCUAUCCAAAUACAGAGGAAGAUGAGAGGCAAAGGAGCGAUUGUUCCACCUUCUCAUUCUCGCGGUGGUGGAAAAUUGCAGCAAAUUGAGAAAACUGUUGUUUUGUCAAAUUCGAGAUACGAUGAUAUAGUAGUUAACGGAAACGGUAAGAAAAGGCGAAAACGGAAUAACUGUCUUCAGGAGUUGUUAACAACAGGUUAUAUUGUAAACAACGUGUUGUUGAAUGAUGGUCCUCCUCUUGGACGGGAAUUUGAUUCUCUUCCUUCAGGACCCAAAAAUUACACUUCUGCUGGUCAUCAGGACCAAGAGCCUGUCAAAAGGAGGAAGGCUUCCAAGAGUGCAAUUCAAAGUCACCCUAGUUGUAAUAUGAAAGCACCUGUUAAGAAACAUGGUAUGGGCAAAGGUCUGAUGACAGUUUGGAGGGCAACGAAUCCUGAUGCUAGAGACCUUCCAAACGGUUUUGGUAUUGCUGACCGGGAAGUUCAUCCAAUCUCUAAUUCUAAAACAUCUAUACCGGUCAGCAGGUCACAGAAAGCUGUAACCAUGAAUGGAAUGCCAAGAAAUAAAAUGCAGAAUAGGAAAACUAAAUUACAGGAGAAGAGGAAACAUUUAGCGCAAAAAAGAAUGGGUGAAACAAAUCUAUGUGUUUCUCAGAACCAACCACCCAUAGAAAAAUGUGAACUUGCUUCGGUUAGCUCAAUAUCUGAGGAGGGAGUUGAUCAAAUUUCAAUGUUAGUUGACGAUGAAGAAUUAGAGCUGAGAGAGUUACAAGAAAGAACCAAUCUGCUUAUUUAUUCAGAUCAACUUGCUGUCAGUGGAAUGCUUGGUGGCACACUUUGUCCAGAUGUGUUAGUCAAGUUCCCUCCAGGUACUGUCAAGAUGAAGAAACCUAUACAUUUGCAACCUUGGGACUCUUCCCCAGAACUGGUGAAGAAAUUAUUUAAGGUUUUCCAUUUCAUUUAUACAUAUGCUGUAGUUGUUGACGUUUGUCCCUUCACUCUUGAUGAAUUUGUUCAGGCAUUUCAUGAUAAGGAUUCGAUGUUACUUGGAAAGAUUCACGUGGCCCUUCUCACGCUGCUUCUAUCUGACAUUGACGUGGAGCUUUCUAAUGGGUUUUGUCCUCAUUUAAACAAGUCAAGUAACUUUCUUGCAUUGCUUCACUCGGUUGAAAGUCAAGAAUAUUUCCUGGACGUUUGGAGAAGAUCUCUAAACCCUUUUACUUGGAUUGAAAUACUCCGUCAAGUUCUAGUAGCUGCUGGAUAUGGUUCGAAGCCUGGUGCCUUACAAAGAGAGGUUCUUGGCAAGGAGUUGAAUAUUCUUGUGAACUAUGGCCUGUGCCCUGGCACCUUGAAGGGUGAGUUGUUUAAAAUCUUGUCUGAACGAGGUAACAAUGGAUGCAAAGUUUCUGAGCUGGCAAAGUCAAUGCAGAUUGCGGAAUUAAACCUUGCCAAGACAACGGAGGAACUGGAGUCUUUAAUAUAUUCCACACUUUCAAGUGAUAUUACUUUAUUUGAAAAGAUUUCGUCGCGUGCAUAUCGAUUGCGUAUGAGCACUGUUAUAAAGGACAGUGAUGAUUUUCAGUCAGAUACAGAGGACUCUGGGAGUGUUGAUGAUGAGCUUAAUGCCUCUGAUACAUGUAGCAGUGGUGAUGAUUUUGAAAGUGAUUCCAUAAUCUCAAAUAUAAGAAAGUUGAAGCGUGCUAACAGUCGGAAAAUUAAAAAUAAUUUCCUGAAAGUUCACACUGAAAUUGAUGAGAGCCAUGCAGGAGAAGUGUGGUUGUUAGGACUGAUGGAUAGUGAAUAUUCAGAUUUGAAAAUUGAAGAAAAAUUGAGUGCAUUGGCAGCUCUAACCGGUCUUCUUUCAUCUGGAUCCAGCAUCAGGAUGAAGGAUCCAGUAAAAGUUACAGCUGAUUGUAAUUCUAGCAUCCAGUUACGUGGUUCUGGAGCAAAAAUUAAGCGAUCAGUAGUGCAGAAGCCUGGUUCAUUUGUGAACCCAAUUGAGCAAAUGCAAUCUGUUAAGGUGGUGCCCUUGAAUUCUCAUCCCUGUCCAGUAGAUUCUUCAUUGCUAGUCUCAAAAUUCAAUAUUCAGAAGGCAUCCAAUGAGAAAGGAAAAGGAUCAGGUUGUUCACACCCCAUACAAUCAGUGUUUUUGGGAUCUGAUCGCCGAUAUAAUAGAUACUGGCUUUUCUUGGGCCCUUGUAAUGCGGAUGAUCCUGGCCACAGGAGGGUGUACUUUGAAUCCUCUGAAGAUGGUCACUGGGAGGUGAUUGAUACAGAAGAGGCAUUGUGUGCCUUGUUGUCAGUUCUGGAUGAUAGAGGGAAACGUGAGGCUCUUCUUAUUGAAUCUUUAGAGAGACGACAAACAUCUUUAUGCAGAUCUAUGUCCAGGAUUAAGGUUAACAAUAUUCGAAUGAAGUGUAUGUCACAUUUUGAUCAGUCUGAGCUGGAUAGGGUUACAGAAGACAGCUGUUCUCCAGUAUCCGAUAUAGAUAACCUGAACCUGAUUGAGACUGCUAGAGACUCUUCGUCUUCAGCUGGGGCUGUGGUAAUUGAAGCUGGAAAGAAAGCAGAGGAACAACUGCAAAAAUGGAUCCGUGUUCAAGAAUAUGAUUCUUGGAUUUGGAAUUCCUUUUAUUUAGAUCUCAAUGUUGUAAAAUAUGGAAAAAGGUCUUAUCUUGACUCUCUCGCUAGAUGUAGGAGUUGCCAUGAUCUAUACUGGAGAGAUGAGAAACACUGUAAAAUUUGCCAUAUGACAUUUGAGCUUGAUUUUGACCUUGAAGAAAGAUAUGCAAUCCACCUAGCCAUGUGCAGGGAGAAAGAAGACAAUGGCACAUUUCCAAAUCAUAAGGUCUUGUCAUCACAGAUUCAAUCACUGAAAGCUGCAAUUUAUGCAAUUGAGUCUGUUAUGCCUGAAGACUCCCUUGUUGGUGCUUGGAGGAAGUCUGCUCACACUCUAUGGAUCAAAAGGCUCAGGCGCACCUCAACUUUAGUGGAGCUUUUGCAGGUUCUUGCUGAUUUUGUUGGUGCCAUCAAUGAGGACUGGUUGUGUCGGUGCAAAUUUCCAGACGGUGUGGUUGAAGAGACCGUUGCAUCUUUUGCAUCAAUGCCUCAUACUUCAUCUGCUCUUGCUCUAUGGUUGGUGAAGUUAGAUGCCAUAAUUGCUCCUUACCUGGAAAGAGUCCAAACACAAAAGAAAUAGGGAAUUGGUAAGCAUAGUUCUUGGUGACAGGCCUACUUACUUUUAUACAGAGUAAAAAUAUAUUCAUGUUAUUGGAAUUGAAGUGUGAAAGAACUGCAUGUUCUGCCCUUGACUCCCGGAUUGUUUAAUCUUGAUCAGAGAUACUUGUUUUGGCUUCAGUUGGUUCUCUGUAUUUUCAAUGACCACAAAUUGAUAAAGGCAAAACUGUGCACGUCAAAUCACAGUAAUUUUUUUAUGACUUUUGGUUUCCCCUUUAUUCAUGUAUAUAGGCAAAUCCCAUUGAUCUGAUCCGAUGUAUAGUUUUAGGUUAGAACAAUACUGGGUAUGUUGAGUUUUUGCUGCGUAACCCCACUUUGUUUGUACACAAGGCCACCCGUGGUUCUUUAUGGUUGUUUGUGGUCUUCUCAUUUGAGAAAUCAAUUUUGCCUUUCUAUCUUGCAAAAUAAUGUAUGACUGAUUGAGUAAUAAUUUGCAGGCCAAAUUAUACAUUUGGUUCUUUAAUUUA